AUGUUGUGCAGUAGGAGAACUACAACUUUGGUGUCGACAUGUGUGAUCCUGAGCGGCAUGACCAACAUCGCGUGUCUCCUGUAUGUGGGUUGGAUCACCAACUAUGUGACCAAUGGUGGUCCCAAAGUAGCGGAGAGCAGCGGCGAAGCCGACAGAAAGUUGGAGGACGGCAAAGGGGAAACGCUGAGGAUUAUCGAGAGGCUGGACCAGCUGGAGAGCGUCGUCAACGAGCACAUCAAAGAGGAGUUCCCGUCGUUGCAGCCGUGUUCCUCGGCACCACAGCUCCAAGCGGCGUCACUUCCUCCCCUUGAGGCAUAUUCUGUUGCCUCCUCGGUGGUGUCCUCCUGUGGCGAGCACGACUGUGCGGCCUCUGGGAGCCAGUCUGACUCUAUACACAACCUCGCCAACUCUCUCAGCCACAUAGCAGGGCCCAACCCAUUUGCUGUCCAGCUUGGGGCAACGGCCUCUUACCCUCUUAGGUCCAUACACCCAGGCGAGGUCCCCAGCCUGGAAGUCCUGCCCCUUACCGUGCAUGUCAUAGCAUCGCUUCUGACGAACCCCUGCCUGCUGGGCCUGGUGUCUGGCGAAUCCGUGGGCCGUUUCCAGGCGGUCCUAGUGGAGCUCCGAGGGUGUUCCAAAGCGGCUGAACAUUCCUUGCACCAAGGCUUCGGCCACGGUUGUGGCUUCUUGGAUACGGCGGUUGUGCUGUCUGGCAAAACGGUCCACAAAUGCAUCCAGAUCCAGAGCCUUGGCCCUUCUGGACUCUAUGCUCAGGACACCAAGAUCACUGAGUCUCAUCACUUUGUCCCGGAGGUCCUUUGGCACGACCACCUGCCAGCGUGGCUCCCCAGUGGCUGGCUCACGCCAGCACCUCUUCAGAACUCCUUCCUGCAGCUCUACCCCAGGCCAUUGGGACCACAGGCCUCUGACUGUGGCCGACUGGGCCACGACAUCUUCCCAGGGCGGCCGGUUGUCUGUUUCCAGCCACCCCAUGACUGUUUUAAGGUCAGGAUCCACGGCCUGGAGUUGUUCGAUCCAUCUGGCGACUUGUCCUUCAGGCUCUUUAAAGGACAUGAGCCACUUCAAAGCAGCAUGAUCAGUGCGAAUGGUGAAUGGAAGACCGCAGAGGAUGUGCUUGAAAUGGUUCACUGCAUCAAUCACUGCCAACAGUUCCUUGCGCGUGACACAAUAGUUCCUCUCCGACUUAUCCAAGAGUUUAGGCCUUCCCGACUGUUCUCCCAGAUGCCUCUGACAGUUUUACCGGCUGAUGACUCUUCCCCAGAGAUGGGGACCACACUUGCAAUCCGUAUGACAGCAUGGGGGUGUGACUGGGCACAUGCGUCUGGUUCUGGGGGGCAGAAUCAGGCACUGUACAAAGGCGCCAUGGGUGACCUCUUUGGUGGCAUUUCCAGCAGACUUGGUUCUGUCGGUCGUCCGGCGACAUCGCUUUGCGUUCGUAGCCCGUUGGGUACGAGUGCUGCCUCCAAGGUCUGUGGGUCAGCGAGUCGGACUUGCUGGCGCAAUGGGAGGGAUCUUCCUCAGCUCAGUGUCAUCUUCAUCUUUGUCAAUGAGGCCUUGUCGGUGUUGCUCCGCCAUACAGCUAUCCAGAGGACUCCAUUACACCUGCUUAAAGAGAUCAUACUGGUAGAUGAACACAGCAGCAGCCUGGAGCUGAAAGAGCACCUGCAGAGAUUUGUAGAGGAGACCAACAUUCAGUACGGCCUGGGAUUCAUCAAGGUGGUCCGCCAUGACAAGCAGGAAGGAUUGAUCAGAUCCAGAGUCAGCGGAUGGAGGGCAGCCUCCGCUCCCGUUGUUGCCCUGUUCGAUGCACAUGUGGAGUUCAACACUGGAUGGGCAGAACCUAUUCUGCAGCGAAUAAAGGAGAACCGGACCCGGGUGGUGUCUCCAUCUUUUGACAACAUCAAGUAUGACACCUUCGAGAUUGAGGAGUAUCCACUGUCUGCUCAGGGCUUUGACUGGGAGCUGUGGUGUCGAUACCUCAACCCACCCAAGUCUUGGUGGACACAACACAACCACACCGCCCCUAUCAGGAGCCCUGCUUUGAUUGGCUGCUUUGUGGUCGACAGGAAGUACUUUAAGGAGAUUGGCCUGCUAGAUGAAGGCAUGGAAAUAUACGGUGGAGAAAACGUGGAGCUCGGCAUCAGGGUGUGGCAGUGUGGUGGCAGUGUGGAGGUCCUACCCUGUUCAAGGAUUGCACACAUAGAGCGCGCCCACAAACCCUACACAGACAACCUAACAGCCCACGUGCGUCGUAACGCUCUCAGGGUGGCUGAGGUCUGGAUGGACCACUACAAGAGCCACGUCUACAUGGCCUGGAAUGUUCCAAUGCAGAAGUCAGGAAUAGACAUUGGGGACAUUACUGAGAGAAAAGCCCUUCGAUCCAGACUCCAGUGCCGACCGUUCAGCUGGUUCCUCUCCAACAUUUACCCUGAGCUCCGAUCCUACAGCAACACAGUUGCCUACGGAGUGUUGAAGAACAAUCUAAGAGACAACCUAUGUUUGGACCAAGGACCUGACACUGACAAUGUUCCCAUCAUGUACCUCUGUCAUGGUAUGACACCACAGAAUGUCUACUACACCAGCUCUCAGCAGCUUCACCUGGGAGUAAUGAGUCCGACAAUCGACGAUGACGACAACAAGUGUCUUGUGGAUGUGAACAGCAGACCUAGGUUGCUGGAGUGCAGCUAUGCAGCUACCAAACACAUGAAGCUCACCUGGACGUUCACUCAGGGCGGUUCUAUCCGGAACAACGAGUCUCUACGUUGUCUGGAGCUGGUGGAGAGCAGACAGUCAGAGUUCAGUUUCCAGCUGGUCAUUCAGUACUGCACCGAUCAGAAAUGGACCAUUACUAACAUACUGACUGUCCUGCCACAGUGA
This is a messenger RNA of Anoplopoma fimbria (sablefish), 2898 nucleotides long. Its product is annotated as polypeptide N-acetylgalactosaminyltransferase 18-like. The record is from RefSeq and is a predicted model, not a curated record. Gene Ontology annotation, cellular component: Golgi apparatus. Lineage: Eukaryota; Metazoa; Chordata; Actinopteri; Perciformes; Anoplopomatidae.